UGAAAGUUGAAUGACCCAGUGCACAAAUUUGACCCUUCAAUCUCCUCCAUGGCUGCCGGGUUGUAUUAGCUGGGGAGACUCAAUGAAUUCCAUUCAGCCUCGCCCCCAAGAGCGGCAGCUAGGCCUCCUGUGAGCUGUGCAGCCCCGUAAGCGAGACACAUACAAAGACAGACAGACAUACAGACAAGCAAACUACAGCCGUACAGACAGCAAACGUGCGCUACAAUGCUUUAUCUAGCUUCAUAUAUCGCCAGUUAAUAAACCAUGAAAUGAAACCACUUUUCCCUUGGUCGUUGAAUUUCUCUCAUAAUACCUACUACUGUUACUACCUCUGAAGACGCGUACAAGGCAGGACAACGUGAUGGCCACCCUGGAAGCCGACCUGAAGAAGCUCUCCCUGCAGGACCGGGCACAAAAGCAUACAAACCAGCAAGAGGAGGAAUAUCAUGAGGACGAGGACGAGCCUGGCUAUCAGCAAGCAAUUUCCCCGUUCCGCUUCUUCGACCUCCCGUCCGAGAUCCGGCUGAAAAUAUAUGGCUAUGUUCUGUUUGGGUCCAAAAGAAAAGUAUCUUCACGCACGAACGGUAACGUGGGAUUAUCCUCAAAGAAUAAACCGCUAGCGCCACUCUCCCACCGUCUCUCGCUCUUCCUUGCCUCCCAACGCAUCCACGAUGAAGCCGCCGCGCUCUUCUAUUCUGUGCAGACCUUCCGCGUAUUUCCGAUCCAGGACUACUCUCGUUUCCCGACACUGGCUGAUCUGGGCAAAUCAUAUCGUCCGAUGAUAGGAAAAAUCGAACUGAUUCUCGGAUCAAGCUGGACGGCGCCUCCGAAGUCAUGGAAAAUCACGCAUCGGUUGGGACUGGCCGAGAUGGUAAAUCUGCGAAUAUUUCGAGUGUUUAUCCAGUGCGACCCAUCACAUCCUAUCUUCGAGGGCUUUAGGAUCUCGAACGACUUCUACACAGGAUUUGCCGGGGGGUUGGUGCGCCAGAUCCUAGAACUGCUUCCUAAUCUGGAACAUGUGGAAUUCGAUGCUUGGCCCUCUGUUCAGAAGAAUGGCGCGCUGAUGAGACGCUUGCUGGCUGAGGUGCGGGGUGCGGGGAAGCAGAUCUACUGGGGUCCAGAGCGAGGGUGGAAUGAUUGGGAGGACGAUGAUAAUGGUAACACAGUGACUUAUGGGAGCACUGAUCCAAUAACGAUUAAAGACCGUGUAGACCCAGGACCAGACGUUUCCCCGAUAGUGGGAUGACCAUGAUGUCUGAUUGAAACUGGGUGGCUACGUGACCAUGUAAGCAUGUUGCGCAGUUUCUAAUGCGUAAAGUAGUCAUUAUAUUGAGCGUUGUAUAUGAACAAAUAAAUGCAAUAUAAACAAAAAAAA
Molecule: messenger RNA, 1375 nt
Organism: Talaromyces proteolyticus
Lineage: Eukaryota; Fungi; Ascomycota; Eurotiomycetes; Eurotiales; Trichocomaceae
Exons: 1
Coding region: 362-1246 (294 amino acids)
Source: RefSeq, a predicted model, not a curated record